Molecule: messenger RNA, 2756 nt
Organism: Ricinus communis (castor bean)
Lineage: Eukaryota; Viridiplantae; Streptophyta; Magnoliopsida; Malpighiales; Euphorbiaceae
Product: YTH domain-containing protein 1
Exons: 9
Coding region: 1189-2265 (358 amino acids)
Biological process (GO): regulation of mRNA splicing, via spliceosome; mRNA splicing, via spliceosome
Cellular component (GO): nucleoplasm
Molecular function (GO): N6-methyladenosine-containing RNA reader activity; mRNA binding
Source: RefSeq, a predicted model, not a curated record
UUGAACUUUAUUCUACUUUGGAUUUCAGACUCUCUCUUUCUUUUGGUGUAACUAGCCUGCUCUUGUUUUACUUUUAUUUCUGUAAAGGAAUUUUGCUUUGUGCUACCUUUGGCAUCUGGAAAAUGCGGGAAAGGCUUUUGCAAGACGUAAUAUCUGAAUGUCGUUGAUUGAGAGUCAAAUACUUACUGUUAAAUUUUGCUGUUCUUUUUUGUUUCCUUCUUUUACUGUUUUACAUACUUCUGCACAGUGGUUCUUGAAUUGAUUUGCAAGAGUUCAAUUGAAUUGAACUUAUGCAGUAUCAUGUCGUUUUCUGAAAGAGUUGAAUUCUAGCAAUAUUUAACUUUUCUAAUCGCAAUUAAACUCAAUUGAAUUGAAUUCUAUAUUUCAAGACUUUCCAAAUACACUCUUAGUUAAGUGGAAUGGAGUUUAUUCUUAGAUUAUUGCUGGUGGCUUGCUUGAGAGAGAUAAAGAGCGUGUGUGUGUGUGUGAGAGAGAGAGAGAGGACUUUUUGAUGGAGGUGGUACCAGGUGUUCCUUUUUUUCUUUUCCUCUUUAAGCCUUCAGAAGUUUGUUCUUGAAUUAUUUUUUUGUGGUUUUCUUUUCCCUGUUUAACUUUAAUGUGUACAUAAUGUUGUUCCUGGUUCAUGAUUUGCUGAAUCGAAUUUGAUUGUAUUGCUCUUGUAGUACCUGGGACACAAACCUUGUCCAUGCACCCAAGUUUUGAAAGUAUAUUUAUCUUAUGAAAUAAUGUAUCUAUUGCUCAUUGUUAGUAUUAUUAUUGAUUUUUAGAGAUUUCUGCUUCUAUCUUCUAGUUUCAUAAAGCUUUUGUUGCUAGAGUACUUGUUUCCAUUGUGCUUGGUUUAGCGAUUUUGUUAUUUUGUUGGGGUAUCUCUUGUACAUGUAUCUUCUUUCGUAAUCCCCUUUUGAACUGUUGUUUGUAGUGAAAAAGAACUAACACCUUUUUGUUCUGCAUUCAGUUUAUAGUAUUUACUUAUCUCUGCGUUUUAAUGUAAGAGGUCAAUAAAGAUAUGUCUUCUGAUACUGGGAGGGAAAAUGCAUCGGUGGUUGACUCCUCAGUAACUGAAGGGAAACAUGAUAUGGGGAAUUUUGAUGAUCCAGCAAACUGUAAGUACUGCAGCAUCAAUUUCUCCAUUGGAUAAUUCUGGUAUUUCUAUUAUAAUACUGACAAAUGAGGUGGAGAGAAGAGAGCCCAACCUAUAAAGGUGAUGAGGACUGCUAUCCUUUUAUGGUAAAAAGAACAGGUCAUGAGCAGGUGGAAAAUUCAUCUUUAAAAAAAAAGGGUAAAUUGUAUAAUACAAGAUAUUUCAUCAUUAAGAGUUUGAACCAUCAUAAUAUUCAACUAUCAGUUGAGAAAGGAAUCUGGGCUACUCAAGUCAUGAAUGAACCAAUUUUGGAAGAGGCCUUUCAUAAUUCUGGCAAAGUUAUUCUAAUAUUUAGUAUCAACAUGAGUGGUUUCUUCCAAGGAUAUGCCCAGAUGAUGUCUACUGUUGGGUGGAGGCGUGAUAACAUCUGGAGCCAAGGGUGCAGUAAAAAUAAUCCUUGGGGCCGCAGCUUCAGAGUUAAGUGGCUGCAGUUAAAUGACUUGCCUUUCCAAAAGACACUUCAUCUCAAGAAUCCACUAAAUGACUAUAAGCCUGUCAAAAUUAGUAGAGAUUGUCAGGAAUUACCAGAAGAUAUAGGAGAAGCUCUUUGUGAGCUAAUAGAUGGGGACAAUGAUAUUGAUGGGAUGCUGAAAAGGGAUGACAUACCUCUGAAAAGGCCUCGUAUGGAGCCUCCAUGUUCACUAGGAGAUGAAGAAUAUAACGUCCCUCCGAUGCAUAUACCUUGGGUUAGGACACCCAUACCUUAUUCUUCCUUUCUUUAUCAACAUCACGCGGGAGCAAGUAGAUUUAGAGCUGUUAAUUUGCCUCUUUCUGCUGGUGCAUCAAAAGUGUCAAGGAUGAAACAUUCUCAAGUGAAUGGAAGUCUUGCAAAUUUGCAAGUUCGGAAUGACAUGCCUUCUCGUUCUGAUGCUUGGGGCUUGUCAGCGGAAAGCCCUCAUGCUAGCACUCUGACCGAGGAUGAUUUUCUUGAAAUGACAUAUGAAGAGUACCUGGAAGCGCAUAGCAGAAGCAUCAAACAAUUAAGUUUCCCUGUAGUUGGAUCAUCUCGAACGACAGAGGAGCCAUCAAGAAGUAUAAAACAUGAUGAUGAUUUAAACUCGAGUUUUGCAAGUGAAAGGUGCCACUCACGUAAGAGGACAUAAUUGAUCUUAGAAAUGAUUGAAUACCUCCUAUAUUCUUGGCCCUUUCUCCUAAUGAUAGUACUUCUGAUGUGGUGGAGAUUUCCUAAUUUGCUUUAAGGCAGUCACUCAGCCUGUUCUAAUCCCUGAAAUCAGGCACAUUAUGUUGUCAUGUUGUACACUUUAUGUACUUCAAUUUGAUGAUCUGAUUGCACAGUAGGUUUUACUUGGGGUUGUUAUCAAAUCUGUACAGAAAUUAAAUUGGCAGCAUGCCCCUUGCUUCGUGCUGGUAGUUUUCUUCAUUUUCUCCUUUUCAAGGACGGAGAGCGGGAUUGGAUGAUUCUGAGUUAGAUAUAGAUGAUUAAAUGCCUUGAUUUUUUGGUUGGCAUAGUGUUAUCUACUGAUUUAAAGAAAGUGGAGUACAAUGUAAAAUUUUGGACUCUGAUUUUCAUACAAACCAGAUAAUAUAUUUGUUUACAGAAGUAAAUAAAGGAUAAUAAAUAAUUGAUUGUGGA